This is a messenger RNA of Acanthoscelides obtectus, 335 nucleotides long. The record is from the annotation of a GenBank genome assembly. NCBI's taxonomy places the organism in Eukaryota, Metazoa, Arthropoda, Insecta, Coleoptera, Chrysomelidae.
AUGGGGCACCUCUUCCUCCCUGAAGAGACGAAUAAUCCUGCGGUAAUCAUCCUCGGACUUGGGAAUUAUCCUGAUUCCUGCAUCGACGGCAACCGCGCGUUCGAAUUUGAUGCCCAAAGAAAUAAACUUGUGAUUUACGCCUCGCCAUCUCGAAGCAUCGCGAAGAACGAUAGGGGUAACACAUGUCAAGAGGACGAACAAGAAAGAGCCAAAAAGGAACCUUUAAAGAAGAAAAUAUGAAAAGAGCGGUUUAGCAAGUUUUAGUAGGAAUAAAUGUGCUUAAGUUGCCUCUUCGGAAAGCUGCAGAAGAAAACAAUCUAUCGUUUCAAACGUUG